Messenger RNA from Fonticula alba, 1339 nucleotides. RefSeq lists its product as hypothetical. The coding region runs from base 13 to 1311 and encodes 432 amino acids. The record is from RefSeq and is a predicted model, not a curated record. NCBI's taxonomy places the organism in Eukaryota, Rotosphaerida, Fonticulaceae. Gene Ontology annotation, biological process: unsaturated fatty acid biosynthetic process. The transcript is spliced from 3 exons. Gene Ontology annotation, molecular function: stearoyl-CoA 9-desaturase activity. Gene Ontology annotation, cellular component: membrane.
CCCCCCCCCAUCAUGGCCGCCUCGAAGUCCUUCGCCGCGGAGCAGGGCGCUUCCUCCGUAGCCCCGCCCCCUUCUAAGGCCACCCCCGCCGGUGGCAGCAAGGCCGCCGCCAGCGCCAAGCCGGCCACCUUCGUGAUCGACCCGCUGCGGGCGGGCCUGUUUGCCGCGACGGCGGCCGGCACGCUGGCCGCCCCGUACCUCGGCCUGGCCCCUGACGCCCACUGCAAGACCCUGGCCCUGGCCGGGGGGAUGUACCUCCUCGGGCACAUUGGCCACUACCUCGGGUACCAUCGGAUGGCCGCGCACCGGAAUGUGCGCGUGUCCACUCCGCUGGUGAAGCUCCUGUUGCUGGGCUUCGGCGCGGCCAAUGCCUUCGAGGGCCCGGCCAUCGACUGGGCUCUCCGCCAUCGGGUGCACCACGCUCAUGCCAACACCGAGGCCGACCCGCUGAAUGCCAAGGCUGGCUUUGUGCGCUCGGCCCUGCUGGGCCCCCUGGGCCGGACGACCCCGGCUCCGGCCAAUGUCUCGGUGUCCGACCUGGAGGUCGACGGCAUGGUGGCCCUGCAGCUUGCCAUGUUCCCCAUCCUGUCGCUGGCCUUCGGUGUUCUCCUGCCGGGCCUCGUCGCCGCCACUUGGGGCGAUCUCAUCGGCGGCAUCUUCUAUGCCGGCAUCGUCCGCAUGGUCCUCUUCAGCCUGGUGAACUGGUUCGCCAGCGCCCUGGCUCGGACCUUCGGCGAGGCCCAGCUCUUCGGCCCGAACGCCGGGUUCGACAACCUGGUGGCCAACGUCCUGACCUUCGGCGAGAACUUCCUCAACUUCCACCAUGCCCACCCGGAUGACCAUCGCGCUGGGGCUCUGCCCGGCCAGCUGGACCUGGUCUCCAUCAUUGUCUGGGUCCUGGCCGCUCUGGGCCUGGCCGUGGACAUCAAGCAGAAGCCCGAUGCCGAGAUCCUCACCCAGAAGCUGGAUGCCCUGCAGGCCAUCUACGACCAGACCCGCUCCGAGAUCAGCUGGGGUGUCGACCCGGAGACUCUCCCCCUCUGGACCAAGGCCACCUUCGACGCCGAGGUGCGCAAGGGCCGCCAGCUGAUGGUCAUCGACGCCAUGGUCCAUGACGUGGCGGACUUCUUCGACAAGCACCCCGGCGGUGCGGAGGUCCUGGUCGAUAAGGUCGGCAAGGACACCACCAUCGCCUUCAAUGGCGGUGUGCAGCGCCACUCCAAGGCCGCGCGCAACCUGCUCACCCAGAUGCGCAUCGCCCGCCUGGCCGCCUCCGACGCCGAGGGCCUUGAGCAGGUCGUCGAGGACUAAGGGCAAGCGGCGCCCCUCCCCCCCCCCC